AUGUCGCUCCCGCCGGCUCUGUACCGUGUGCCGCACUGUGUCAGCACCGUCAGCUCUGUACCGUGUGCCACACUGUGUCAGUACCGUCAGCACUGUACCGUGUGCCGCACUGUGUCAGCACCGUCAGCUCUGUACCGUGUGUCGCACUGUUCAGUACCGUCAGCACUGUACCGUGUGCCGCACUGUGUCAGUCAGCACCGUCAGCUCUGUACCGUGUGCCGCACUGUGUCAGUGCCGUCAGCACUGUACCGUGUGCCGCACUGUGUCAGUCAGCACCGUCAGCUCUGUACCGUGUGCCGCACUGUGUCAGUGCCGUCAGCACUGUACCGUGUGCCGCACUGUGUCAGUCAGCACCGUCAGCUCUGUGCCGUGUGCCGCACUGUGUCAGCACCGUCAGCUCUGUACCGUGUGCCGCACUGUGUCAGUCAGCACCGUCAGCUCUGUACCGUGUGCCGCACUGUGUCAGUACCGUCAGCACUGUACCGUGUGCCGCACUGUGUCAGUGCCGUCAGCUCUGUACCGUGUGCCGCACUGUGUCAGUGCCGUCAGCUCUGUACCGUGUGCCGCACUGUGUCAGUACCGUCAGCUCUGCGCGGUGACAGGUGGGCCUCGCUGAUGGCUGAGGGCGACUACCUCCGUCGCCGAGCCCCGCUGGGUGACAGAGCGGCGGCCGACCUCUCCAAGGACAUCGGCUACGUGCUCUACUCGGCGCUGGGCAGCUUCUACGUGCCCUCCAUCAUCAUGAUCUUCGUCUACAUCCGUAUCUACUUCGCGGCUCGGAGCCGCGCGCGUCGCUACGUGAAGCGCCGGCCGCGCGCCGGGCCCGUGCCGCCCACACCUCAAACAGCCGUCGAGGUGCACCACAGCAUGCCGCCUAGCGGUGACACCGACAGUCGUAAGUCGAGCGCCGGCAGCGAGGGUGCGCCGCCGUCGCGCGGCGGCAGUCGCCGGGCGGCGCCGGCGGUGCCGUCGGCGGCGCCGCCGCUGGCCGUGGUGCCGGUGGACAGCGAGCCUAACGGCCGAACACCCAUCUCCGAGUGCAGCGCCGAGCCGGAGCGCUCCUCGUCCGACUCGGGGCCGCAGGCGAGCCGCUGUAACGCCGUGCUGCCGCUGCGCCGCCACCUGCGCGCGCCCGUCUGGGGCCGGAAAACAUCCAAGGCUAAGCGCGAGAUGAUUGACAUGGGUCGGCUGAAGGUGCGGGUCGAGACUCCGGCCGUGUCCGACGCACCGGCCGUGGAGGUGGCUGUCCGGCACAGAGACCCCGACCGCGAGAAACGGCGCAUCGCCAGGAAAAAGGAGAAGCGCGCCACGCUGAUCCUGGGUCUCAUCAUGGGCUCGUUCAUCGCUUGCUGGCUGCCGUUCUUCUUCCUGUACGUGCUGGUACCGCUGUGUAGCUCGUGCCACGUGGCAGACUGGGGCUUCGCUUUCGCCUUUUGGCUGGGUUACAUGAACUCGGCUCUAAAUCCGGUCAUAUACACUAUCUUCAACAAGGAUUUCCGUCGCGCGUUCCGGCGUAUCCUAUUCAAGUGAGCCGGUGCGGAGGCGCCGCGCCCCGUGCGGUCAGCGACGUCGCGGCUCGGCCAGGGCGCCGAGAGACAUCGUCGCCGGCAUCAGGUGAUAAGAGUUUUGUACGGGCGUGAUGAAUCGUACAAAGUCGCUGCGGACCAUGGCGAUCGCAACGCGCGCGCUCGUCGGCACAAGUUUGACAAAAGUUUGAACGUCGUCAGCGCGUCGGGCGACUCGACUCCGUCAGGAACGGAGUGCUGCUGAUGAUAAGCCGCGUCUUGGCAAAGUGAUGUACAUUCUGCCUGCCGGCGCCACCGUUGGACUCCCAUGGGAGCCGAUUCCUGGACUAUCUGUGCUCACGCGGGUGGUGAGCGUGCGCGGGAUGCCGUAGGCUGCGCCGUGCGGUGCAGACUCUGCUGUAGCGAUUCGGACAAGCUCUGUUGUUACACGUCGUUGUCAUGCACGUGCGCGCUGGGUCCGCCGUGCGGGCUCCGACUAUUAGGAACUGGAGGAGCUCCUGGCGAGCCCGGACGAUGGAUGAAUGAAGUCGAGCCACAGCUAGUGAGCGGUAAUGCCGGACAUACCGUGCUGGUAGAAAUGUGUGAGGUUAGAGCGUCCUUCAACUUCUUUCAGUUAGAUAUCCACAAACCGACACAAAAGGCAGGGUAGGAGUUGCAACAUAUUUUACAGCGUAAUAUUUAUUUUCCAUAUUAACGGUGUUCAUAAUUUUUAGAAGCAUGUUGUUUAUUUGAACUAUCAAAAGUGGUGUCAACAACAUCACAUUCUACGAGUAGAGUAUUAGUUUGCAUUGAACUGCCAGUUCUAAACGAGACACGAUCUCAUUUAAAUGAGAAGUUAUUUAGCCAAUUAACCCGCGCCCCAGUGGCGGUCUCAGCCAACUUCGCCCUAGUGGGGGGGGGGGGCAUAUGUUACCACCCACCUCUAACUCAAAAACUAUGAGGGCUAGAAAGACGCGGUAAAUAGCAGUCGAUAGCUCUCAAUGCGUACGUUUGAAAGUAUUUCAGUCAUUUUUCAUCUUAGAGCAAUAUUGGGGUCGCUGGAGGUCAUCAAAGGUCAAACUUUGCCAAAUGUCAUUAUAUUUCUCAGAAAACAUCCAUUUAUCUCAAGAACUAUGAUAGCUAGAAAAACGGAUGGAAAAGCAAUCGAUAGUUUUUGAAUUCUUCUUUUGAUAAAGUCAAUAUCAAAAUUGACCUUAGGUCAACGGUUUAGCCUCCAGAGGGCAAAAACUCCAAAAAUAGCUGUUUUUACGAAAUGUGUUUUUCGACCAUAACUUUUGACUAAAGAAAGCCACAACAUUUCUAUUGCCAGAAUCGUGUUCCUCUCACCGAGACGCGUCGAAUGAACUAUAAUUUGACCUUGAAAGGUCAACCUGAAAAUUUGACCUCAGGUCAAGGUCAUGACCUGACCGGAAAAGAUCAUGAUGCAUAUCAUUCGAUGCGUCUCAACAAGACAAACACAAUGAGACCAUCCCCAGCGUCCUAUCUCUUUCCAAUCGAGAGUUAUUGGCAAAAAGCGGUUUGUAGCCUCAAAUGACCUCGGAUGACCUUUCUAGCAGUGUUCGCCACGGGCCGCAAAAUCCCAGUCCAGCCCAGACCAGGCCCAUGGGUUCACAGCCCGGCCCAGCCCGAGCCCAUUCAUGGUUAAAGCGUCAAAGCCCAGCCCGGCCCAGCCCGUCAAAAAUGAAUGGAUUAAAAAUUAUUGACACCACACAGGUAUCCAAAGGAAGCAAAGAAAGAACCUUAGUUGCAAGCAGCAUGCACAAUGCACAUUGCAUGCGUGCUUUAUUAACUCGUUUUUGAGUCUUGCACAGUACCUAAUAAGCUAUGACGUUAUAGUUUUUGUCUCAGUUGCGAACCCCUGACUCCACUUUACAUUUCUUGGCCCAGCCCAUCCACAGCCCAUCGAUCUCUCAUAUUUGAGGGCCCAGCCCAGCCCGUAGCCCAGCCCAGCCCAUGGCCCAUUGGGCUGGCCCGCCCAUGACGAACACUGCUUUCUAGAGGCUAUCUGCAAAAAAGACAACUUGGUCGUCACGGGUGGUCCAAAUAAUUGUGAUUCUGAAAUAUUUAGACUGUUCCUAUGCGUACACACGGAUCUAGAGGCAUUCUCAUUUUCUCCAUUGACUUAUAAUGGUAAGGUCACGCCACUGACCUGACCUUAGGUCACGGAUAUAAAAAAUCCGAGAUAUACAAAUUGUAGACGCCCAUAACAUCAUGCAAUCCACCAAGUUUAAAACCUUUCUGACAAACAUUGCUGGCUGGACAUGAUUGCAAACUUUUUUAAGGCUUGGUCAGCUAACUUGACCUGGUGACCUGACCUGACAUGACCUGGGGUAAAAAAUUUUCACAUUGUCCAAAAUAGAUGUACAAAAAGCUACCCCAAGCGGCGCGGUGCUACGCGCCGCGGUUUUUUAUUCACACGCAAAAACCGCGACAGGGUGGUAACAUAUGCCCCCUCCCACUGGGGCGAAGGUUAAUGAAUUUUGAAUUAUCCACUAAAUUCAAAGAAAAAGUAGGUGCAUCAAACAUAUCUCGGUCAAAAAUCAAAGAAAUGAAAAUCAAAUAUAAAGUAACUGGUCUGGCUUCAAUAACCCGUCAGGAUUCACGGGACUUUAUCCGCUUUCUUUCACUAUUUAUUUCUUUCAAAUAUCUGUUAAUAAUGCUAUAAUACGUCUUGCAUUUUUUGCUUUUGCUUUUUUAUACCCAUGCUGCCUUUGGCUCGAAAAGAAGAAAUUGGAAAAAUGUUGAACGAUAAAGAUAAAACAGUAAACAGAGGUCAUUUGAAACAGUUAUUCUUUCCAAAACGUACUGACUCUUUAGGUAGCCUAUACAACGGAUAUCAAAUUUUCGUUCACAUAAUCCUAAAAUACUCAUUUGAUGUGCCAUGCGCAAAACAAGGGUAAAGUUUUUUGGUACUGACGAUAAAAAGCUGCUAAUGAAACCAAACGCGGUUUUAUUGCAUUGUCACUCACAUUUUCUGUUGUUUAUGGAAUGUUCUUAUAAAUAAUAGACGUAUAGCCUGUGGGGCAACGGACUAGUUAGCUCUAAACAAAUGGCACGCUACAAACAACACAUCGAUGCUCUAAUACAAUUGAUAUAGAUGACUCCAAUAAAUGGAAUAGUCUCCCAGCUCAGUUCGCCAGUGACCAUCUGAACACGGUCAGUGUAAUUGAUUGCUCUUCGCGCCUGUAUUUAUUCAAUAAAUAACAUAUCCAUAUUUGUUGUUAGCCAUGCUAGUUACAGUUAUGAUGCUCUAAUGACCAAAGGCAGUGUGUGCGUGUGUAUCAAGUGUUGUCUCUUUUCCGCCAUCUUCAUAUAGGUACUAUAGCGCUGCUACCACUGUGUGCUGAAGGUAAAAUCACCGUGCAAUGGAAUGCGAGUCAGGCGGGCGUGCUUUGUCGUCAAACGCUGUAUUGUAAAUAUACGAUUCUGAU
Amphibalanus amphitrite is the source of this 4957-nucleotide messenger RNA. Its product is annotated as tyramine receptor 1-like. Bases 1 to 1530 code for a protein of 509 amino acids. The record is from RefSeq and is a predicted model, not a curated record. Gene Ontology annotation, biological process: adenylate cyclase-activating adrenergic receptor signaling pathway. The transcript has 3 exons. Gene Ontology annotation, cellular component: membrane. NCBI's taxonomy places the organism in Eukaryota, Metazoa, Arthropoda, Thecostraca, Balanomorpha, Balanidae. Gene Ontology annotation, molecular function: G protein-coupled amine receptor activity.